GCAACCGUUCUCACCAUGAUGUGGCCGUAUUAUGCACAGAACCCUGAUACACCCUUAUCACAUGUUUAUGAACAAAUCGGAUGGAAUGAGAUUAAAUGGAUUGUAUCAAUUGGUGCUGUGUUCGCUCUGUGUACAAAUUUAUUGGGUAGUAUGUUUCCGUUGCCUCGAAUUUUGUACGCAAUGUCUUCGGAUGGUUUGUUGUAUGGUAUAUUUAAACGUGUGAAUACACGUACAAAGACGCCAUUGAAUGCAACACUAUUGGCGGGUGCUUUAGCUGCUGUGAUGUCAAUGGUCUUUGAUUUACAUCAACUCAUCGACAUGAUGUCAAUUGGAACACUAAUGGCAUAUACAUUGGUUGCGAUUUGUAUUUUGGUGUUGCGAUAUCAAGACGAUGUUGCAUCGUAUACAAACGAACCAUCGUUUAUACGGUCAACCCUCUGGUGGCAACUAUUCAAUUUGAACUUCAUCAAGAAUCCGGAUAAAUUGUCAUCAAGCAUAACACAGAUGACGAUUGUUCUGUUUUCCGUGUUUACUGCGAUAUUUUGCUUGUUCUUCGGUAUGGAUUGGGAGCAUAAUUUGGCGUUAGAAAUAAUUCUGAUUGGGAUUGGAGUGUUGCUGUUGGUAUUUUUCGUUGUAAUAGCACGUCAACCACAAUCUGAGAGCAAAUCCAGUUUUAAAGUUCCGGCCGUACCAUUUCUACCAAUCCUUAGUAUUUUUAUGAACUUGUAUCUUAUGUUCCAACUUGAUGUCCAUACGUGGAUUCGAUUUGGUAUUUGGCUCAUAAUUGGUUAUUUAAUUUACUUCUCAUAUGGGAUACGAAAUUCGAUUGAAGGCUAUCGCAAAAAAUUCGAAUCUAGCAAUGAAUUUGACAGUCAAAAUGGCAAACAAACACUUGAUAGCAAUGGCCAUGGACGAUUUGCAGUUGAAGCUCAUACAAUGCAAUCCAUCGACGACUUGCACAAUGCAAACAUUGAAUUCUCCGCCGGAAGCAAUGUAAAUUUGAGCCAUCAAUGAAUAAAUGACACACAGGAUCUUUGACUUUUUGACUUUGUAUAGAGAGAAUUUUUUUUUGGUAAUCAUUAUUAUGAUGUUUUUAUAGGGUUGUUAAAAAAAUGGAUUUCGUUUUUAUUUGUUAUAAUAAAAAUGAAAUACAUCAUGAAAAUUGGAAUAAAAACUUAAUAAAAUCUUAAUUACAUGAUGAGAAA
This is a messenger RNA of Sitodiplosis mosellana (orange wheat blossom midge), 1205 nucleotides long. RefSeq names its product cationic amino acid transporter 3-like. NCBI's taxonomy places the organism in Eukaryota, Metazoa, Arthropoda, Insecta, Diptera, Cecidomyiidae. Gene Ontology annotation, molecular function: amino acid transmembrane transporter activity. Gene Ontology annotation, cellular component: plasma membrane. The annotation marks the transcript as partial. The transcript has 3 exons. Gene Ontology annotation, biological process: amino acid transport; transmembrane transport. The record is from RefSeq and is a predicted model, not a curated record.